Mercurialis annua (annual mercury) is the source of this 658-nucleotide messenger RNA. Its product is annotated as ethylene-responsive transcription factor ERF024. Bases 104 to 658 code for a protein of 184 amino acids. The transcript has a single exon. The record is from RefSeq and is a predicted model, not a curated record. Lineage: Eukaryota; Viridiplantae; Streptophyta; Magnoliopsida; Malpighiales; Euphorbiaceae. Gene Ontology annotation, molecular function: DNA binding; DNA-binding transcription factor activity. Gene Ontology annotation, biological process: regulation of DNA-templated transcription.
UGAAUCUGAUCUACAUAUAAAUGGCUUCCUUCACUUCUCGUCAUCAACUCAAACCCGCCGUCUUCCCGCCAUUACUACUCUUACUUAAUCUUACCAUAACACCAUGCAUUGUUCACAGCCAAGCAGCAGUUCCUCCACUGUUUCCGGCCGCCAUCCCGUCUAUCGAGGAGUGAGGCAGAGAAGUAGCGGAAAAUGGGUGUCUGAAAUCAGAGAGCCUAGAAAACCAAAUCGAAUUUGGUUAGGAACAUUUCCGUCCCCGGAAAUGGCGGCUGUGGCUUAUGAUGUUGCAGCUUUAGCACUCAAAGGUAGAGAUGCUGAACUCAAUUUUCCAAACUCAGCUUCGACUCUUCCUGUUCCUGCUUCUAGCUCGGCCCGUGAUAUUCAAGCUGCGGCGGCUUCUGCUGCUGCUGCUAUCGGAGCUGCUCGGGAUGCUUUACGUAUUGGAAAUGAUAGUAUUAAUCAAGCAGUGGUGGUUCAAGAGAGUAGCAGCUAUAGGCCAAUGGUGAAUGAAUUUGUGGAUGAUGAUUUGAUAUUUGACAUGCCUAAUAUUUUAGCUAAUAUGGCUGAAGGAAUGCUUCUCAGCCCUCCUCGCUACGACAUUGCUUCUGUUGAUGAUGAUGAAAAUUCCGGAGAUCAAAACCUCUGGAAAUUUAAUUAA